AUGGUUGCCGUUCUGCGCUGGUUCAUCUCCACCCUGAAAAGCCAAUACUGUUCCCGAGCCGAGACCCUUGGUGGCGAGAAGAAACCACUGAACCCAUUUCUAGGCGAAUUGUUUGUGGGCAAGUGGACCGAUGAGUCGCCUUCCAAGAAGUUUGGCGAAACACUGCUGGUGAGCGAACAGGUCAGCCACCACCCUCCUAUCACGGCCUACGCAAUCCAAAAUAAAACUAAUAAGACCACUCUCCAGGGCUACAACGGAGUUAGAGCUUCCAUGUCUGCAACAGCAUUGAACGUGAGACAGUAUGGCCAUGCAUUGCUAGAGUACGAAAACCUCAACGAGAAGUACCUAAUCACCCUACCACCUCUCCACAUCGAAGGUAUUUUGAUGGCUGCUCCGUUCGUCGAACUAGAACAGAAAUCUUACAUUCAGUCGUCAACAGGAUACGUUGCAGUCAUUGAAUACUCCGGCAAGGGCUACUUCUCCGGGAAGAGCAACAGCUUUAAAGCCAGAAUCUACAAGAACAUUCGCGAGGCCGAGGACAAGACAAAGGCUUUAUACACCGUCAGCGGCCAGUGGUCGGGCGUCUCGUCCAUAUCAAGGGGUAAUACCGUUGCUUCCGAUGCACAGGUUUUCUUCGACGCCAAAAGCUCCCAACCUCAACAUCUGACGGUCAAACCUAUCGAAGAACAAAGCUCGCUGGAAAGCAGAAGAGCUUGGCAGAAGGUUGCCGAGGCAAUCAGGGCUAAUGAUUACAACUUGAUCCACGAAGAGAAAACAAAGAUCGAAAACGAACAACGCGAGCUGCGCAAAAAAGAAGCUGCCGAUGACACUCCUUGGAAACAGAAAUUCUUUGAAGAAAUUGAUUAUACAUCUCUGACAGAAGAGGACGACGAAACGGGAUAUGUCAAGCUUGCCAACAUGGCAAACCUCAGGAUCUCACUGGAGAUUCUGUCCUGA
Molecule: messenger RNA, 957 nt
Organism: Ogataea angusta
Lineage: Eukaryota; Fungi; Ascomycota; Pichiomycetes; Pichiales; Pichiaceae
Exons: 2
Coding region: 1-957 (318 amino acids)
Biological process (GO): piecemeal microautophagy of the nucleus; endocytosis; exocytosis
Cellular component (GO): cytosol; membrane; intracellular membrane-bounded organelle
Molecular function (GO): oxysterol binding
Source: RefSeq, a predicted model, not a curated record